CCGCCACCGAGACAGUUCCGUGUGUCACGCGCUACGUCGACCGACAGUUGCGGUGCGUUUCGUCUGCGAUAUUCGUAUUUCGUUUCGUGUUUUAUUAUUUUCUUCCCACCGAAAACGUUUUGUAAUUAAUUUUUUUUAUAACCUUUUUCGUGACCCGAGCCUGUAAAUGUUCCGUUCGCGUUCUGGAGGUUCGCUGUUAUUUUAAAUAAUCGGGAUUUAAAUUUGUGAGUGUGAACUUGUGAGCCUACAGCUGAAACGACUGUUGGAGUAUCCACGUUUUUUCAACUUGCGCAAGCCAUGUUUAAAUGUUUUUCGAUAAGCGGUUUUCUUUCUACCUACACUGUCGGGCAUAGACAAUAUGGCGGAUAUGUUUUCCAAUAUCGAUUCAUAUCGAUGCGAUAAAACGAACUGUUUUAUUUUUCAAAAAUGAUCGUGAGGACAGGUUUGCGAUAUACAAUGCAGUGGUUUGUGGUUCUUGUAUUGUUACUUGCGUACCGGCUGGGACCUGCCAAUUCAUUCAGUUAUCAUGAAUGCAAUAAUUCGCUAGGAAUGGAGUCUGGAAAAAUACUAGAUUCAGACAUAGUUUCUAGUUCUUCUUAUGACUAUGGGACUGGACCACAAAGAGGCCGACUGAAAUAUGAAGGCAGCGGUGGCGCUUGGUGUCCGAAGGGUAUGAUAUCAAACGAUGGCCGACAGUACUUGGAAGUGAAUCUGCAAGGGUUACACGCGGUCACAGCCAUCAAAAGUCAAGGACGAUACGGCAAUGGGUCCGGCAAAGAGUUCGUCGAGGAAAUUAUGAUAGACUAUUGGAGACCUGGUUCUAACAAAUGGACGAGGUGGAAAGGCAGAGACGGUAAACAGGUUUUACAAGCGAACAGAGACACGAACACAAUAGUAGACCGAUCUUUGGUGCCAGCAAUCAUAGCAUCGAAAAUUCGUUUAGUGCCUUACAGCGGACAGCCACGUAUGGUUUGCCUUCGAGCUGAGAUUAUCGGUUGUUAUCAUUACGAAGGUGUAAUCAGCUAUUCGGUAAUACAGGGUGAUGUAAAAGACACGGGUUACGAUGGUCGAGAGGAAAGUGGUAUAUUGGUCGGCGGUAUAGGACAACUCUGCGACGGUCGAUACGGAAUUGAUGAACCGUUCGUGAAAAAAUACAACGAAUGGGUAGGGUGGAAAAACGAUACUAUGGGCUAUGGGUCAUCAGUAGAAAUGACUUUCGAGUUUGACAUCGUCAGGAACUUCACUGCCUUGUACAUGCACUCCAACAAUGACUUUCGUCAAGGCGUACAAGUUUUUUCUCAUGCCAAAGCCUAUUUCAGUGUGGGAGGCGAACACUUCUUUCCGGAACCCGUGUCGUACACGUACCCGGCGGACACCAUCAUGCCCGAGGCCAGAAACGUUACGGUAAAACUUCACCACCGGACCGGCAGGUUUCUCAAACUACAAUUGUUUUUCGCCAACAAAUGGAUGAUGAUCAGCGAGAUAUCGUUCGAAUCCGUUGUAAUGCCCGGAAUUUGGCCUCCCGAAGAAGCGGAGGAGCCGAUUUUCUUCCCGAAUGACAAUAGCGUCAAGUCGAACAACGGAGGCAACGAAUUACAAAGGGACGAAGUUAAGUCGUCCGACCAUAAAGAAGAAAGGAACACACCUGUUGGAGGUUUACCUCAACACACAAAAAACAGGGAAGACGGUGUGACCGGCAGUGGUGGUCACCGUCUGGUAAGUCUACUUGUGGGCGCGUUAUCGGCGGCCACCGUACUGGCCGGCGCGUCAGUGGCAUUCGUGAUGGUCCGGCGACGUCGGCUGAUCCAGCAAGUGUCACGCCAGAGUCGGAGCUCGUCGUUCCAAGACUGUACGGAUGAUAAACCACACCUGCCACCGGCCAUACACUUGACGGAACUACCGGUGCGAGUGAACGCCAAUGGACACGUAUACGGUCAAGUAGACUUGGACGACGACUCGGACAAGAGCAAUAGCAAUUAUCAAAGGCCGUACGGUGUGGCACGCCGGCCAUCGGUGCUCUUAAGUCCCGAUUACACGGAUGUUCGAGACAUCGUCGCCCAGGAAGAAUACGCCAUCCCACACGUUCGGCGGUCGGCGUCCAAAACGUUAACACUGCACAAAAGUCAGAUGUCCGUACACGAUGGCACGUUGCCGCGCCAUCACCAGACGCUGGAAAAGUAUUACGCCGCAUCGGAUAUUUGCCAAGUAAAUGUCCCUCCGCCACCUCGGUCUCCACCACCCACAUCAUCUAGAUCGAGCAGCAGUCGUGGAGGAGGUGCCAGCAACGCGUCCACUUGUCCACUGACCAGGUCCGACGACACGCUUUGCCAGUUACCACCAGAAAUUCCCCGGGAAUACCUGGGUGUCGUCCAAACACUGACAAAGACACAUUUUGGAGAGGUCCAUUUAUGUGAAAUGAAAACGCCACCUGACGAAAUGCUUCAGCCAGCAGCAGCGACGUCGUCAGUCAAUAAGACGUGCAAGUUGGUCACCGUUAAGUCACUGAGAAAAGGCGUGUCCGAAUCGACCAAGCACGAUUUUUACGACGAAGUAGAAUCGUUAUGGAAAAUCAGAGAUCCGAAUAUCACUAGAGUACUGGGAUGCUGUCUUACCGAGGAACCAUUCUGCUUAAUAACCGAAUUUAUGCAACACGGCGAUCUGAAUCAAUUUCUUCAGGAACACAUCGCCCUGUCCGCUACGCCUAUACCGCCAUACGCGAAAACCUUAAGUUAUGGAUGUUUAAUACACAUGGCCACCCAAAUAGCUUCAGGAAUGAAAUAUUUAGAGGUCAUAAAUUUUGUCCAUCGUGAUUUGGCUGCGAGAAACUGUUUGGUCGGACCCAAUUACACGGUAAAAGUGUCCAAUAUGAGUCUGAGCAAAAGCGUAUACUCAGCGGACUAUUUCGACUUUGAGGGAAGGCCUUCGCUGCCGAUCCGCUGGAUGUCUUGGGAAAGCAUACUGUUGAACAAAUACACACCGAGAAGCGACGUUUGGUCGUUUGCCGUCACGCUGUGGGAAAUAUUGACGUUCGCCAGAGAACAACCAUACGAAGAGCUUAGCGACCAACAUGUCAUCGACAAUGUCACUAGACUGUACCAGAACGAUGGCAAUUUUAUCCUAUUGCCUCAGCCCAUCAAUUGCCCGAAAGACAUUUACGAUCUCAUGUGCGAGUGUUGGCAGAGAGACGAUAAAAGUCGUCCGAAUUUCCGAGAAAUACAAUUAUUCUUGCAGCGGAAAAAUUUGGGAUAUAAGCCUGAAUGUGACCCUUAAAAUAUAAUCCUGCGGAAUCAUAACAAUGUGUUUGUUCAAAUCUUUACUAUACCUGCUAUACAUAUUUUAUAUACAUGUAUAUCUACAUAUAUUUUGAAUUCCGGGCUUGUAUUUCGUUACCUUACCUAUGUAUUUUUUUACGUGUAUAUUAUAAAAAAUGAUUGUAUAUGUAAUAUUUUGUUAUAAAGUGUAAAAAUAAUUUUUAACGUGUUUUUGAAUAAUUUAAGUUUUACUUAUGAUUUUUAGCAUUAUCAUACGAAAUAUCGCUUCCAGGCAUAUUGACUAGGCACUAUAGUGAGAUUUCAAACGGUGAUCGUCAGACUUAUCGUAUUUUCAUAAACAGUUGAUGAUCACCGAAAAAUAGUAUAAUAAUUAACGUGUAUAACAUAUUUAGUGAUAAAAUACAUUUUUCAUAAGGGUUAAGUAGAAUCGAUCGAUCGUAGUUGUCGUCAUAGGUAUAAUAUAUAUGUAUUAUUAUAGCGUAUAGUAAUUUAUACGUUCGUCUUGAACCAAUUAUUAUACACAAUAGUACCAGUAUUAUAACAUAAUAAUAACAUAAAUGAACGUAUAGGUACUCAUCACUAUAUUUUAGUAUUUUGUAAAGUUUACAGUGUUAUAUACGUCGUAAAAUUUAAUAUAAUAUAAAAUCAAAAUAUAGAUUAACGUUUUUUGUUGAAAUAAUGUAUCGAUGGACAUCGUUGUUAAAAUAUAUACUUGGAUAGGUAUACUAUUAAAAUACACCGAUACGUUAUUCUUGGUAGUUGCAGGAUGUAUCGUAACUAGAAUUAGAACUAUAUUAUCCUUAAAUUAGCAUACAAAAGUAAUUAUUCUCUAAAAAAUAUAAAGAAAACAACUUAUAAUAAAAAACUGUCAAUUUUUUUUUUUUUAGAAUUAUUCAAAAGACUAUAUUAUGUUAUUCUGAACGAUAAUAUUUACUUUUGAGUUUUUGACUUAUAUAUAAUAUUAUAUAUGUGUAUAAUAUGUGUGUGUGUGUGAAUUGUACGAAUACUUCGUACACUUAAUAAUAUUUUGAAAACUAUAUAAACAACUCGUGUCAUUUAAAUAAGUGUAUAAUGUAUGUUAUUAUACAAACGGGUUGGAAAUAUACCAACGAUUAUCAAUAUUAAUACAAUACAUAACAUUAAGGGAAAACGAUAUUAAAAUGGUAUUUAACGUACUGGGUAUAUCAAAUUAUGAUAUCAUGUUUUCAAUUUUUAACAUUAAGACGUUUCUUCAUAUCUUUUUUGAUACGGUGGUUUUCAAUAUGAACACUGUGUACCGUGAUAAUAUAUAAAAUAUAAUGUAUAUAGAUUUAUAUUUUUUUUUCUUACAAUUUGCUCUAAAUGUUUUGUUUUAACGUCUAUUACGUUAAAACGUAUCGUAUUAAUGUGUUAUUAUUACUUUAUCAGUUAUUUGUAUUUCAACGCAUAACUAUAAUAUUAUAUUAUAGUGUAUACUUAAUGAUAUUACUGUGUUUAAUGUAUAAAUCGUAUUUAUGGUGCUAAAAUCGAUAUAUCACACGUACGCGCAUUUAACGUACGUAAACAUAAAAAUAGCUUGGCAAAUAUAAAUUAGAUAUUUUUAUUCGCCGGCCCAAAUGGAUUUACUAUAUUUUUUUCUUUUCGUUCCGAUACUCUAUUUCUCAAUUUUAUAAUAUUUUACACGAAUCAUAAUUUUUGAUGUUAACUAUUAAGGACAACAAUAUUGAUUAUCAACUAUAAUACUCAUACCUACUAUCAAUACUUCUACUACAUUACUACAUUACUACUAUAACUUUAACUACUUACCACUACUAUUACUUUAACUACCUAAAACUACUAUAAAAUUACUGUACUGAUACGUAUGUUACUAUUAUAGUUAUUAUAUCAUAUUAUAUAGUGCAGUUAAGUACAUACACGUCGUUGUUUGAUUUUCGUGUAAUCCAAUUAUAACGAUUUAGUAUCUAGUCAUUUAAUGUUAUCAUUAGUCCUAUAAUAUAUUUGAUUAAUAUUAUUUUCAUAAACGUAUAUUAUAUUAUCAUAUUAAUUAUUGUAUAAGGGAAAUUAAAAAUAAGUUUAUAAUAAAAGUGUGACUCAUAUAAUAUAAUAAUCUUUUUAAAAAAAAAUAUAUAUAUAUGUAUAAUAUUAUAUUAAAAUGUAUAGAAGCUCAGGGUCACUGAAAUAUGGUAGUUAUAGGAAUAGACUAUAUACUAAAUAAUAUGUAAUAUGUCAAUAUCACAUUACAUUAACAUAAUAUUAAUAAAAUUAUAACUCGUUCAUAAAGGAAAAAAAUUCUUAAGAAAAAAAGUGGUUGUUAAUAUAACAUGUUUUAUGUAUGUAUUGUUUCAUCAUCUCAUUUUUGAAGAUGAAUUUAUAACUAGGUAUACUGAUUUACUGUGUUUUUUUUUGUUUGUUUUUUUAUCAGAAGCUAUCGUUGAACUAUUGAUGUGAACUGCUUUUAAUGUUAAUGCUAAUGUUUGUGACUUUAAAAAAUAUAUAAUUUUUAAGUUUAUAUUACAUAAUUUAUAUAUAUAUAUAUAUACUAUACACAGUAAAUCUAUGGAAGUAUAUAGGUACCUAUAGUUUGCAAUAUAUAUUAUUAUAAUAAUUGGUCUUAUAAAAUAUGCUUUUUGUAAUAAAAUAAGAAACUAUUAUUUGUUUAAGCUUAGAAGAUAUACGAGAUAUGUUCAGUGUUCACGUAAUGUUUGAAGUAAAUACUUUAAUAAGUUAAAAAAUGUGAAUACAAAAGUCCGUAUGUAAUAUUAUAAUAAAAAUAUGUUCAACGUUGUAAAACCAUAGGAAAAGAAAAAAUUCUAUCUCAGUUUUCAAACUUAAUUAUUUUAAAUUUAUCUUAUUUUAAGUAUUUAAUUAAUUUGUUUUAUUCGUGUACUAGUUUUUUCUCGGAUUUUCGUGGUAAUCAUUGAUUCACGCCUGAAAAAUAAAUUAUUGACACUAUUUUCGUUUACUUUAAACCAAUUUUAAAUCAUUGAUCUACUAUACAACUUUAUGGAUAAGCGUUGUAACUAGAUAUUAAAAAUUUCUAAAUCAAAACAAUAUUCUAUUUUUUGGAUACUAAAUAAAAUAUAAUUUAACAGUUUUCGUUUGGUGUAAUUUGCUCAAAACGGACGACACGAAAAAAAUAUAAUUUCACAUACUCCAAACUACAUUAAGAUAAUAUAUUAUACCAUUAUUCAUUACAUUAUGUAAAUAAGGUAUCCUCUGUUCUAGUAAUAUUAGAUAUUGUCUGGAUUAAAAACGAGCCAUCGCAUUUACUAUAAAUAUGUAUUAUUAUUUUUUUUUUCUAAAGACCACAAAAUAUUAUAAUAUUAUAUUAUUACCCAAAAUAUAUGCGCGGAAAUAUAUUGCCGACAGUUUCUACUCAAAUGAUGAUAACAUAACAAGUAUAACGAUAUAAUGAUUGUACGAUAUAAUAUGAAUAGCCGAAAUAAUUUUCAUCGGUGAACCGUGUACGGAUAAUUAUGAUAAAAAUAAUAAUUAUAGUA
Aphis gossypii (cotton aphid) is the source of this 6751-nucleotide messenger RNA. It is a transcript of the gene Ddr, whose product is annotated as discoidin domain-containing receptor 2. The transcript has 19 exons. Bases 427 to 3270 code for a protein of 947 amino acids. NCBI's taxonomy places the organism in Eukaryota, Metazoa, Arthropoda, Insecta, Hemiptera, Aphididae. The record is from RefSeq and is a predicted model, not a curated record. Gene Ontology annotation, molecular function: protein tyrosine kinase collagen receptor activity; collagen binding; ATP binding. Gene Ontology annotation, biological process: multicellular organism development; protein phosphorylation; positive regulation of kinase activity. Gene Ontology annotation, cellular component: signaling receptor complex.